Tetrahymena thermophila SB210 is the source of this 609-nucleotide messenger RNA. RefSeq lists its product as hypothetical. The transcript is spliced from 4 exons. NCBI's taxonomy places the organism in Eukaryota, Ciliophora, Oligohymenophorea, Hymenostomatida, Tetrahymenidae. The record is from RefSeq and is a predicted model, not a curated record.
AUGAGUAAAGGUGUAAAUAAUUUCAAAUUUGAUGUGUCUGUAGCUACAUAAGAAAGCUGCGAAAAUCACUCUACUUGGAAUAAAAACUAUUAGUAAUGCGGUUAUUAUGGAGGAUUUGGCAUGAAAACUUGCUGUUUAGCAUUAAGAGGUGACUGUAGUUAACAACCUGUCUUUAACUAUAGCUUUAACACUACUACUGACAUGGUAUCUAUGAUAUCAAAUCCUAAAUACGCCUUUAUUUUUAGUAAAAAUACAACAACAAAAAAGUAUCAAUAAACAAAGUACUUUGCUUUUAACUUUUAAUACAGCUACGACUAAGAUUAAAUGACUAUAGAUUUCAUCUAUGGUUUCUUAAAAGCUAUACAAGACUAUGAUCUCAAUUUGAGAAUGGUAACUGGGUCAGGUUGGUUAAUCAAUUACUUUGAUAAUAAAUGUAUCGUCUAACAAAACUGUACUGAAAAAGAACAAUUUAUUUCUUAAUCAGAUAUAAUAUUGUAAAGUCCUUAUAGCGGGCCAAGAGAAAGAACUAUUUAGUUUAACCAAGAAACUACUGUCUUGCCUGAAGUAUGCUCCUCAGGUUUCCCAAAUAUAGGUGCUUUCUAGUUUUGA